GGUUUUAACACACACAUGCACCUGUUGACAUCCAUUUUUAUUUAUAAAACAAAUGAUAAUUUAAUUAUUUUUCUAUAAAAAUAAAACAAAAGUUAAUCAGUAAUUAAUAAUAAUAAAAAACAACAAUAACAACAACAACAAUGGAUACAGUUUCACCAGGUUCAUUUACUGAUAGAAUGCUACGUCGUGCAUCAACAUCACGAGUGAGUUUUAGACAAAACACACUAUUAAAAUCAAUGGAUAAUAAACGAAAUUCGAUGAAUGAAAAUAAUGAUCGUUUAACUGAUGUAUCAGUUGUGUCAUCAUUAACAGCAGCAAUAAAUGAUAUUGAAAAUGAUAUUGAUGCACUGGGUACACCCCACGAUCUUGGUAAACAAUCAAUUGUUGACAAUAAAACACCAACACGUAAACAAUCAAAAUACAAAAGAAUAACAUCUACAGGUACACCUGAUAGUUUCAAUGAGAAAAGAAUUAGACGUACAUCAUCAAGAGUGAGUAACAGUAAAAGAACAUUGUUUGAUAAAAGUGACAGUGACAAUGAAGUUGAUGAAAAUAAUGAUUAUCAAUUAAAUGAUUCAUUGAUGCCAUCAUUAUCAGCAGCAUUAAAAGAUCUUGAUAAUGAAUGUGAUGCAUUGGGAAUAUUUCCAGCAGAUGAUUUAAAAAAACCACUUGGUGAAAUUUAUCAGCAAAAUGAUCAAUUAACAUAUAAACAUUCAAUUGAUGAUAAAAACAAGCUGCAAGGUAUUGAAAAUAUAACAAACACCAAAGACAUGUCAACAAGCCAAACUUGGAAACUACCAGAAAAUCACUGAACUUUCUUCAUCAAGAUAAUAAUGCCAUUAAAACAUGUUCAAUUGAUGCACUGUCACCAAUAUUACCAAAAAGUCCAGAAGAAAAUAUUGCACCAAGUGGUAAUUAUGAUGCUAAUAAUCACAGUGAUCUAGCAUCAGCAUUGGAAACACUGGAAAAUGUUAUUGAUGAUAACAUGAGUGCAGCAAGUGAAUUAUCAACUCACAAAAAAAAAUUUUUAAGAAAAAUAGCCAAUAGAUUUAGUGGUAGAUAAAAUGAUUUUAAAAUUGGUGAAAAUUCAAAAAUUGGUGAUAAUAAUUCAGCAAUUAUUCGUACUGCUAAAUUAUGCAGAAGUUUUUCACAAAGAAUAAAAAAGGGAUUAAGAAAUAGCUGGACAAGACGUGAAUCUUUAUCGAAUAAUUUAUCACCAGAAAUAAUUGAUAAAUUAAAUUGUAGUAAAAGAAAAAUGGAAGAAAUUGACAAAUUAUUAUUAAACAUAAAAAUUGAAAAAGAAUCAAUAAAGCAGGCAAAAAAAGCUUUAGCUCACUGUCAUUUGAACAGUGAAUUUUUUGGAAGUAAAGAAGAAAUUGAUUCAGAACGUAUCCUACUACGUGCUGGUAUUAAAAAACAGCUAUUAAAUGAUAAACUUAAACAGCUAUAUGAUAAACAAAAUGACAGUAUAGAAAACCCAGAUGAUCAACAAAAUUCAUAUGCUGAUGUUAAAAUUGAUAACGUAUGUUUAACAUUAAAAAAAAACACUUGAUAAAAAUUUACAAACUGGUGAUAUUGCUGAUUGGUUUGUCAUUGUAAUAACAGAAGGUCAAAAUAUUUGGGUAUCAUCACCAGUGACAUGUGAAGUUGGUGAUCCAUUUAUUGAAUUUACAAAUUUUACAAUUACAAUGACAAAAUUAUCACCAAAUUUAAAGAUAAACAUUGAAAUUUAUAAUUUAAAAUUAAAAACAGAAUGUGCAUAUGAUGAUAUUAUCAAGCGUCAUAUAAAUCAUUCAGAUAAAUUAACAAUAUGUCCAUCACCAAAAAAAUUAUCAUCAAAAAAAAA
This is a messenger RNA of Aphidius gifuensis, 1846 nucleotides long. RefSeq names its product anillin-like. NCBI's taxonomy places the organism in Eukaryota, Metazoa, Arthropoda, Insecta, Hymenoptera, Braconidae. The coding region runs from base 141 to 812 and encodes 223 amino acids. Gene Ontology annotation, cellular component: actomyosin contractile ring. The record is from RefSeq and is a predicted model, not a curated record. Gene Ontology annotation, biological process: mitotic cytokinesis; actomyosin contractile ring assembly; septin ring organization. The transcript is spliced from 4 exons.